Chara braunii is the source of this 2206-nucleotide messenger RNA. The record is from the annotation of a GenBank genome assembly. NCBI's taxonomy places the organism in Eukaryota, Viridiplantae, Streptophyta, Charophyceae, Charales, Characeae.
CGUUACUCAAUAACGUCGUUCUGGCCCGCAGUAGCCAACCUCUCUCUCUCUCUCUCUCUCUCUCUCUCUCUCUCUCUCUCUCUCUCUCUCUCUUUUGUGGAAACAUUUUGUCAGCGAUGUCGACUCAUGACCUUAUGUGUUGUGCAAAUAUUUAGAUGGAACCCGCAAUUGCAACGGCCGCCAAUGCUGGAGAUACCAACGUCAUGGAAACAGAAGCCAUUCUAAGUGGUCUUUCCCCUGCAAGUGGGGUCAUCCAAACCACAUUUCAUCAACAGACCAGCGGCGGGGGCACAGCCAGUGCUGCAUGUGAAGAGGUGCUCGCAACAAUUCAUAUGGAAACUGAGCAUAUGCUUGCUGGCGUGGAUGACAACGAUAGCGGCGCACGAGGGAACAGUGCUGAGAUAAAGAAGGUGGGUGGAGAGAGAAACGAGGAAGAUGUUGGCAGCGAGGGUCCUCACAGUGGAUGCAUUGUCACAGAUGCAAAUGUGACGAAGACAAUGGCAGGAGAUACAUACCCAGUGUUGAGGCUGAAUGAUGGGGCAACGACCCACGAUGCUUGCCAUUACGCAUUGGAGAUGUAUCGUGUUCUAGAGGCAAAGGGUGAGUUGUUGCUCAACGAUUUCUUAUAUGACAACUUUGACUGCGGACAGCUGCGGGUGUUGGGUGGCCAGCAACGCAGGGAGGGGACGCCAGUCGGCCAGGAUGAUGCAAGAAGGGAUCCUCGAUGGGGUUGGGUACCAUCUGAAAUCCCAUUUGGAUAUGGCCGUGUUAAGAUGCAAGUGCGUGAUAUCAUGGGCAAUGUGUGGAGCGCGCAUUACGUGAACGGCAUGUUUUCCUUCCGUCAUUUCGACAGAGAAGCGACUGCAGACGAAAAGGUGGCGGUGACAUGCCGACCACGCGAUGCACGCAUCUUUGACCCGCCACUUGGCAGUCCUGUCGAGUUGGCUCUCGUUGAAGGGACGGUGUUUAGUGAAGGGAUGCCCGAUGAAGGCGACGUGGAUAUGACAAAGCAGCAGAAGGGGGGAACAUACAUGCCAGCCGAUUUCAAGCAGACGCUGAUGGCACAGGCGAAGAAAUGGGGAAUGGUUGUUGAAGAUUCUAAGAACGAGAUGAAGAGCGGUGCAGCAGAAAUUUUAGUACUCUCGCGUUUGAAGGACAUACCGCAAGCUCCCCCGCAAGACUUCCAAGAUCUUCCAGUAAUUAUCGCAAACGGGGUGGAGUAUGUUUUACUCGACCAACUGGUGGAUUUUAUGAAAAAGAAACCUGACGAUCGGAAUGUCAUACAUGAGGCAUUGCAUGAUGUGACAGAGCAAGCACUGGCGGGCAAGGACCUCAUUAACUACAGGGUUCGGAGAGUGGACGAGGAUGUCGCAUGUGGUACUCCAUUGUGGGAUGGAAUAUUCAUGGCAGCUUUGCAUCACCUCAGUAUUGCGACUUCUGAGGUGGACGGAAAUAGGUCAAGGGAAGAAGGAUGGAAGUUGGUGUUCAGGGAAGCAGAUGUUGCACUUCAUGCAGCAGAUGGACACACUUCAGCAGGGGAAGAAAUUGUGAGAACAGUCUCCAUCAUGAGCGAAUCUUACAAAAUGAACGAGGGGGUAGAUGACAAGGGUUGUAUCAUGGGCUCAAAAGCGAAGUACAGUUCAGAAACAGCAAGGAAUGACGAACAGUCAUGUGGACCAAGUGUCACCGAACCGUUGCUCCCAUUGAGCAGUGAGAGAUCAGUGAAGCGAUGGAAGAGGAUAAUGGAGGACUUGUGGUAUGCGGAAAUAUACGAAAUAAUGACCACAGAUGACGUUCAAUAUUCUCAGAUGGUGCAUGAACCUUUGUUCAGUAUUGUUAGGGGCAAUCGGUCGAGAGCUAUGAUUGCAGAGGCUGGAAAGAGGCCUGAGAGGGUGGACGAGGAACACUUGUUCCCGUUCACAUGGAAAUCAAUAAGAUACGCCAUAGCGAUAACGAAACGAGAUGUAUUGCGAUUGGGUGCGAAGCAGUGGCUGAACGACGACGUGAUCGAUAUGUACUUACAGUCCGUCUAUGAAGAACAUUUCCCUGCAGAGGACAACACGACACUUCAUGUUUGCACAACUUUCUGGCAUCCCGCAGUCAUCGCCAAUCAGAAGGUUUAUGUCGUGAAAGGAGAAUGGCAGGAGCGGAUCAAGAGUAGACCUGCAAAGUUGCGUUGAAUAAGCAAUGAACUGCGAACGACAAC